Messenger RNA from Ilyonectria robusta, 2109 nucleotides. RefSeq lists its product as uncharacterized. The record is from RefSeq and is a predicted model, not a curated record. The transcript is spliced from 3 exons. Bases 1 to 2109 code for a protein of 702 amino acids. NCBI's taxonomy places the organism in Eukaryota, Fungi, Ascomycota, Sordariomycetes, Hypocreales, Nectriaceae.
AUGCCGGACAACCAUCACCACAUCCAGGACGAGGUGCUGCGGCACUCUCUCGAAGACCCAGACGACUUCUGGCGGCACCAGGCCGAGCACCUUCACUGGCAUAAGAAGUUCUCGUCCACCAUCCAGCUGACCCAGAAGACGCUCAAGAACGGCAUCACCCACGACAGCUGGGAGUGGUUCCCGGAUGGCGAGAUCUCCACCUGCUACAAUUGCGUUGAUCGCCAUGUUCUCGAUGGCCAUGGCGACUCGGUUGCCAUCUACUUCGACAGCCCUGUCACUAACACCAAGGAGCAGUACACCUACAGCCAGCUGCUCGAGGAGGUCGAAAUCCUCGCCGGCACCCUAAGGGAAGAGGGCGUCAAGAAGGGAGACGUUGUCAUGCUCUAUAUGCCAAUGAUUCCAGCCGCCGUCAUGGGAAUUCUGGCCAUCAACCGACUGGGUGCCAUCCACUCCAUUGUGUUUGGCGGCUUUGCACCGAACGCUCUCGCACAGCGCAUUGAUUCUUGCAAGCCAGUUGCCCUCCUAACAGCCUCAUGUGGCAUCGACGGCAACAAGCCCCCUAUCGCCUACAGGCCCUUGGUAGAAGAGGCAAUCUCCCUUUCUACCCACAAACCAAGCAAGACUAUCGUCUGGCAACGUGAUCAGAUCCGGUGGAAUCCGAUGGACCGGAAUGCUGGUCAAGCUACCUGGCAAAAGCUCGUCAGGAGCGCCCGAGCCCGAAACAUCAGGGCAGAUUGCGUACCCGUCAAGAGCACCGAUCCCGUUUACAUCAUUCAUACCUCGGGUACCACUGGCACUCCCAAGGGUGUCCUGCGCGAUGCUGGCGGUCAUGCUGUCGGUCUGCAUCUCUCCAUUAGCUACCUCUUCAACAUUCACGGGCCGGGUUGUGUUGCCUUCACGGCUUCCGAUAUUGGAUGGAUUGUUGGACAUUCAUACAUCGUCUAUGGACCUCUCCUCACUGGUGCAGCAACCGUUCUUUAUGAGGGAAAACCAGUUGGAACCCCUGAUUCCUCGGCUUUCUGGCGUGUUGUGGAAGAGUACAAGGUCAACACCAUGUUCACUGCACCAACCGCCCUCCGAGCUAUCAAGCGCGAUGACCCCGACAACAGCUUAAUCGCCGAGUUUGGCAAGCGAGGCGGCCUCAAGUCUCUCAAGGCCCUCUUCCUGGCUGGCGAGCGAUCAGAACCAACGCUCAUUCAAAUGUACCAGGAUCUUCUAACCCAGUACGGCGCUGACGACUCCCACGUCAUUGACAACUGGUGGUCCACGGAGGUCGGCUCCCCCAUCACUGGCCGUGCUCUCGUUCCACACGCUGGCAAGCACCGCAAGACAGACGUUCGUGACCACCCACCUCCCCAUCUAAAGGCUGGAAGCGCCGGCAAGGCCAUGCCUGGGUUCGAUGUGCGGAUCGUGGACGACGAGGGCCAUGAAGUCGAGAAGGGUUUGAUGGGGAACAUCGUCCUAGCAAUGCCUCUAGCACCAACGGGCUUCCGGACUUUGUGGCAGGAUGAGGAGCGAUUCUGGAAGGGGUACCUGAAGAGGUUUCAGGGAAAGUGGCUAGACACAGGAGACUCGGGCUGGAUCGACCAUCAGGGCUAUAUCCAUGUGAUGAGCCGAAAUGAUGAUGUUCUGAAUGUGAGCGCACAUCGUCUAUCAAGUGGCUCCAUUGAGCAAGCAAUUGCCACCCAUCCCCUCAUUGCUGAGUCCUGCGUUGUGGGCGUUCCCGACCCCAUUAAGGGUCAAAUGCCCUUCGCAUUCAUCACUCUCUCCACACCGGAUCACCCAUCGUCUGCAGUGCCAGACCAGCAAAUCACGGCCGAGAUUCAGAACUUGGUGCGUCGACAGGUCGGUCCCAUCGCGACACUUGGCGGCAUCAUCCAGGGUAAAGCCAUGAUCCCUAAAACACGAUCUGGCAAAAUGCUACGGCGUGUCCUGCGGGAGAUGGUGGAGAACGCUGCGCAUGGUGAACUCGCCAAAGAGGUUGCAGUGCCUAGCACCAUUGAGGAUGCGGCUAUGAUAGAUGUAGCUCGAGAAAAGAUCAGGGAGUACUUUGAGCUCAGGGGAUCUAAGCAUGGUGCCGUUGAGGGCAUGAUCAAGGCCCGACUGUAG